This is a messenger RNA of Jaculus jaculus (lesser Egyptian jerboa), 3219 nucleotides long. It is a transcript of the gene Nkapd1, whose product is annotated as NKAP domain containing 1. The transcript is spliced from 6 exons. NCBI's taxonomy places the organism in Eukaryota, Metazoa, Chordata, Mammalia, Rodentia, Dipodidae. The record is from RefSeq and is a predicted model, not a curated record. Bases 214 to 1095 code for a protein of 293 amino acids.
CCUGCUCUCCCGCGGGGCCUGCCCCACUUCCAAGCGAAACCCCGCCGCCUUUCGGUAGCUGCGGUCUCUAGCGUCCCACCACCGUGACAGAGGCCGCGCCGGGCUCUCCCCAGGAAGGAAGCGUUUCCCGGAGCUCCACUUCCGGCCCUCACGGGAAGCCUCCGCCUGCGGCUCCCUCCCCCGCCACGCGAGGCCGCGGCGCACGGUUGAAGAAUGUCACGGGUUCCCUUGGGGAAAGUCCUCCUGAGAAAUGUCAUUCGACAUACAGAUGCUCACAAUAAGAUUCAAGAGGAAUCAGAUAUGUGGAAAAUCAGAGAACUAGAAAAACAAAUGGAGGAUGCUUACCAUGGGACCAAAAGGAAAAUGUUACCUAGCAGUUCAAGUCGAAUGCGUAGUGAUGGUUUUGAUGAAGAAUGUCAGAGAGACUACUGGAGGCCAAGGAAUGAAAUCUCUGGGACACUGGAAGAUGAUUUUCUUAAAGCGAAAUCCUGGAACAAGAAGUUAUAUGAUUAUGAAGCUAGCAUGCCAGACAGAUGGGGCCACAGUGGUUAUAAAGAGUUGUACCCUGAAGAGUUUGAAACAGACAGUAGUGAUCAGCAAGAUAUUACCAAUGGGAAAAAAACCUCUCUCCAGGUAAAAUCAUCUACCCAUGAAUCCCGAAAACAUAAGAAGUCAAAAAAAUCCCACAAAAAGAAGCAGAAAAAGAGAUCACACAAAAAACAGAAGAAAAAUAAAAAGGAAGUCACAGAUGUGACGGCAGACUCAUCGAGUGAGUUCUCAGAAGAAACGGGGGAGUCCAGUACCAGGAAGAGGAAACAACCACAUAAGAGCAAGAAAAAAUCCAGGAAAAAGCCUCCUAGAAAAUCUGCUUUCUUCUUAGGGACAAAAAGUGGUAUUUCCCAGUCAGAUGACUCAGCAUCCAGCAGUUCUGAGGAAAUUGAGGAGAGACACACUAAGAAAACUAAAAGGAAAAAGAGAGAGAAAAUUGCUCAUGUCCCUGUAGCUAAUGCUGAAGCACAGGAGAGGACAAACAGACGCACAAAUUGGAAAGUGGCUACAGACGAAAGGUCUGCUGAGAGCUCUGAAGAAGACUAAUUGGGAAAAGCAUUGUUGUUUUCCAUCUGACUGAAUAUUUACAGCUUUGAACACAGUAUGUGGGAUUUUGCCAAUGCCAGAAGGGUCUGAGGUUAGAGCUAUCUUGUACUAUCUGUGUUUUGACAGAUUCCUUGUCUAUUUUGGCUUAACUACCCCUUUUGUUAACAGGGAAUUUGGUAUUUUGUUAUAAGGUUUCUUGAAGAGAUUAUUUGCAAUUAAUUACAUUUAGGGUAGAAUACCUAUAUAGUAAACAAAAAACCCAGGAAGCUCAAUCCAGUAAUGUCAUGGUAUGCAACUGGAACCUUGAAUUUGGGGAAAUCAAGGCCUGGCCAGGAUGGAGAGAUGGAUUGGAAGCAUUACACAGAUUGGCUUGACAAGGGAAUACAAUGUUGCUGUUUAUACAGCAGGUGUCAUGGCUGACUUCAGCCUUGGUGCUUUGACCCUUCUGUAUUUUGACCCAUAGGUAUAAUCUAAUUUACUUAAGAACAAAACAUUUCCCCUUCAUAAUAUCCACAGGUGACCAUUGUUAGAAGGAACUAGGAUUUUGUGUAAAAUUUCCCUGCUGGACAGGGCCCACAGCUACAUUUAGUAUAAGCCGAAAGUACUGAAAACUGGAUAGGUAAUGGUUUUCUAGUUCCGUGCCGUACAUGCCUAAAUGGACUUGUGUUUGAAAUUGUUCACCUGUGAUGAUCUGUCAAGUGGGAAAGAACUAGAAAUGCGUCAUGUUACCUAAUAAUGCUCUGGAAGGGAUUCAGGGCAUCAACAGGCAUCUAAUUGUCUUCCUUUUUUGGCCUUUUCUCAAGACCUUGCACACACCACUGAGCUGUACCCCCUAGUGCUAUUUGCUUUCCUUGUUCAUUUCUAAUUCUGUUCAUGAAUUUUAGAUUUUCCUCAAACCUACAUUGAAUGAGUUCCAAAAUGAAACAGGCCUACUCAGGGACACAUCCACUUCCCAGUCUGCCUUUGGGUGAAAAGUAACAGAAACCAGAUUAUUUCCCUUUGCUAUACUGUAAUGCCUAUGUUAAUUCUUAAGAAACCAAAAUACAGAAAGACUAGCAGGGCAAGUGAGUUUUUCUUUAAGGGAGAGAUCAAGUGAUGGUGAUGUCAUCAGGUUCUGUUGUUUUUAUGGUUGUCACUUCAUGUGUUGAGCAACAAGCAUGAAAACUCACUUUCAUGGUUCUGCCACUGAUUGGUUAUGUGCUCUAGAGCAGGUUAACCUCCCUGGCCUUACUUUCUGCAUGUGUAUCACAGAAACACUUCAUGGCUAGCAUGACACUUUAAAACACCAGCAAUAGGACACAGCUAUGAUGACACUCCAUGAAGUGGGAUUUAAUAUUCAAACUAGUGCUCUUUAUGGAUCAUAUCCUAAUAAAGUGCUUCUUCUCAAAAUACAUGGUUGGCCAUAGGUGCCCCAUCCCUUGAUUAUGAGCAGGUGCUACCUUUUGGGAUAUUGAAAUACUAGUACUUUGGUACUCAACUGUAUUCCAUGAUGUAUAUUUUUAUCCUUGGGAUUAGUAGUGGUCUAAUGCGGGAAGAAGAGUCUAUAAUUACUACCUCGUAACCUUGAAACAGUAAAAUCCUUGUUGGAAGUUUUUAGCGUGUAUUUUUAAAGCACUGUUUUGUGCUAUAAAAAUACUGAUUUCUAAGCACAGGAUGAAGAUGAAUCUACAGAAUAAGGCAUUUAUAAGCAGUUGGUUCUUUUUGGACUUUUGACAUUCCCCUCCUCCCAUACUACUAACAGGCUUUUUUUCCCAAGGAAUGCACAUUUUUGCCUGAUGUCCCACACCACCCAAUGUUUAUCUUUUCAUGAUCACAUAAGCAAUAAAACUGUUUUCUGUCCACCUUACUCCAUCCCCCCCUUCCUUCUAUGCCUUAGGCUAAGGCUUUGAUGGUUCCUCUGAUCCCCUUAACUAGGUUUAGGGUGGCUCUUCAAAACCUGUGACCUCCCAUUUGCACCACCAGCCUGAGAACAUUAUUUGUAGUGUUCCUGUCAAUCAGAAAUCUCAACAUUAAAUCCUAGAAUGGUAUUUAAAAGAAAGAACCGGAGACUCCACAUUUAUUGAAUAACUGGUAUGAUACAAACUGGAAUCACUGAAUUCCAAAUAAAUGAAUUUCACUUUUUCA